Molecule: messenger RNA, 2936 nt
Organism: Oncorhynchus tshawytscha (Chinook salmon)
Lineage: Eukaryota; Metazoa; Chordata; Actinopteri; Salmoniformes; Salmonidae
Product: protein NDRG3
Exons: 17
Coding region: 344-1495 (383 amino acids)
Biological process (GO): signal transduction
Cellular component (GO): cytoplasm
Source: RefSeq, a predicted model, not a curated record
AAAGUAACUAGGUCAAUAUCAGUAUUCAUUUUUAGAUUAAUUUUUUUUAAUUCUCAAAUAAAACUGAUUCAGAUACAAAGCAACACAGCUAAAGGAAGUCACCGUAUAUAUACCUCCUAUCACGCAUACGGGUCAUCCUCUAGGUUCGGUUUGAAUGGAAAUGUAUUGGAGUUGGUCUCCAUUUACACAUUGAAGGGUCCUUUCAUGUGUCAGAUCAGCGUGCUGUUGGUUUCAGUUGGUCUCCGGCGGUUCGAGCACUACGAGACGGCCAGUCCGACUGCUUUCCCCACUGUUUUAUCUUGAAUCAACGGGUGUGAUUGACAGCUUUCAGACCUAAGUUGAGAUGGACGAGCUCCAGGACGUGCAGCUGACUGAGAUCAAGCCACUGCUCACAGAUAAGAAUGGGCGUAACUUCCAGGACUUUGAUUGUCAGGAGCAUGACAUCGAGACCCCCCAUGGUGUUCUGCACGUGACGAUGAGGGGCACCCCCAAGGGCAAUAGACCAGUCAUCCUCACCUACCAUGACAUUGGUCUCAACCAUAAGUCCUGUUUCAACACACUGUUCAACUUUGAAGACAUGCAGGAGAUCACAUCCCACUUUGCUGUGGUUCAUGUGGACGCCCCAGGACAGCAGGAGGGUGCUCCCCCAUUCCCCACAGGGUACCAGUACCCUACCAUGGAUGAGCUGUCUGAGAUGCUGCCUUCUGUCAUGACUCAGCUGAAGGUGAACAGUGUGAUUGGGAUUGGAGUUGGCGCUGGAGCCUACAUCCUAUCCAGACUGGCUCUCAAUGAGCCGGCCCUGGUUGAAGGUCUGGUCCUCAUCAAUGUGGACCCUUGUGCAAAGGGCUGGAUGGACUGGGCUGCCUCCAAGAUGUCCGGUUGGACCAGCAACCUGGUGGACAUAGUGAUGGCCCACCACUUCAGUGAUGAUGAGCUGUCUGACAACCAGGAGAUCACCCAGACGUAUCGGCUGCACAUCUCCCAGGAUAUCAACCAGGAAAACCUGGCCCUCUUCUGCAAUGCCUACAACAGCCGUCGGGACUUGGAGAUUGAGAGGCCUGUCACCGGUCUGACUGACGACACGGUGAACACACUGACAUGCACUUCUCUGCUGGUGGUUGGUGACACGUCCCCGGCUGUCGAUGCAGUGGUUGAAUGCAACUCGAGGUUAAAUCCAACCAAAACAACCCUUCUUAAGAUGCAAGACUGUGGCGGGCUUCCUCAGGUCAUCCAGCCGGGUAAACUCGCGGAGGCCUUCAAAUACUUUAUCCAGGGAAUGGGUUACAUCCCUCAUGUACUGCUUAGCCACGUAAGCAGUGAAUCAGUGCCCACGGCCAGUAUGACCCGCCUGGUGCGUUCUCGUACCCACUCUACCUCCAGCAUGGGCUCUGUGGAGGGGAGUCGCAGCCGCACCCACACACAGCUAGAGGGCGCCACUGCUGCCGGCCCGGGUGUCGAACAGGCCAGGCCACAGACCAUGGAGGUUUCCUGUUAAAGAACCCAGCCCAGAAAACCACCACCUCCCCCUCCCUCUUUUUCCUUUCCCAUGCUCAAGGUCAGAGAGGAUUGGAAUCCUGAGGGGGCGUCUGAAACGUGUUCUGAAAGAUAAUUUAUGAAGACAGAAGCAGUCAGGUUCUCUGCUGUAUUCUCUCACCAUUUCCUGUUGUUGUCUGUCUAUCAUGCCUGUCUGUGCAUGACUGCUGUGGUACGGCAACCUGAAAGUCAGUAAGCAGGCGGACGAUGCUGCUUGUCUGGUUUUCCUUUUGCUGUCUACCAGCUCUCCCCAUUAAAAGAGGAGGUUGUUUUUUUUAAAUCUUUGAGAUAUAUUUGUAUUUAUAACUAUUUUGGGUCAGUGUGUCAGUUUAAAGAUAACAGAUGGAAAGGCAUCAGGAGUUUUCUCUUGUAAAGUAGUCUAUACGGAGUAAUGUUGCCCCUCUUUCUGUCUCCCUCUGGGGUCUUCCUCACCUUGCUAAUUGGUAAGAUCAGACCAAAUCACACCACCCCUCCUUAGUGGUCCAUUCCUUAAUCAGUCUCAUGACACACCAUUUUUUCUUGAUUCUUUUUUAAUUGUUUUUAUGUUGUGAUUUGUGAAAAAAAAAUACCUUUUGCUUUCCUGGAUUGCAAUACGAUGUGAUAAACUUGCUCCUGCUCUGUACCUUUAUACCAAGAAUAUCUGACAGAAUGACCCUCUAGUAGAUGAAACGUAAUGGACGUGUCUGUAGAAUUGCUUUUGUCUAGAUGUAUCUAGAAAUAGUUGCCUUGUUUGAUAUUUUCUUUUUCGAGUGAGUUAUUUGAAAUGGCAGGCCCUGGGUUUUUGAUCCCACCCACAUUUAUUAUUGACGGGCAGAGAAAAGAACCAACCCACUGGGCACAGACGUCAGUUCAGUGUGUAUUCCAUGUUGGUUCAACGUAAUUUCAUCGAAAUGAUGUGGAAACGACGUUGAUUCGACCAGUGUGUGCCCAGUGGGAACAUUUUACUGUAGUUUUGUUGAAAAUUCAAGUCAAAUGCGGAGAGUACCUAAACUAGCCCCAGCUCAGUCUGAGGUGAGUAAAUGUCUGUGAAUUGAGGUACAGAUAACAUUACUACCUCUUUCAUAAAAUAAAACUAAAAUAUAUUAACUUAUAUUGCUUCCAGUUAGUAGAAAAUAGUAUGUUUUCCCUCCUGAUUAAAUAAAGAUGAGGUGAAAACGACAACGGGUCAGAUGCCUGAGGGACUGUGGAUUGUGUAAUAAAUGUUUUUAUAGAGUUUCUUAUUAAUGUUAUUAGUUGGUAGUUUUCUCUGUGGUUUUCCUGCAUUUCUCUCUGAUUGUACUACAGCUUGGGUGAGCACGUGGUGAUGCAUUGGACUCUGUCUGCAUAGUAUACGGGGUGCUGUUAGUCAUACUGUGCUGACCAUGUCAAUUUGUACUGAUCAUAAAAUAAAGCUAGAAGCUGUA